Messenger RNA from Prunus dulcis (almond), 1098 nucleotides. RefSeq names its product receptor-like protein 6. The record is from RefSeq and is a predicted model, not a curated record. Lineage: Eukaryota; Viridiplantae; Streptophyta; Magnoliopsida; Rosales; Rosaceae. The coding region runs from base 1 to 1098 and encodes 365 amino acids. The transcript has a single exon. Gene Ontology annotation, molecular function: protein binding.
AUGCCAUUCAAAUUAGUGAAUUCAUUAAAUGCACAUACAUUGUCAAUUUCAUUAGAACAAAAAUUUGGUUUUGGGCUCUAUGGAUCUAUCAACUCAAGCAUUAGCCUCUUCCAUCUUGUUCAUCUCCAGAGGCUCAACCUUGGUCACAAUAACUUCAAUUACUCUCAAAUUCCUACUACCGUUGGGAACUUUCCACAGCUGACGUACCUCAAACUCUCUGCCUCUGUCUUUUUUGGUGAAAUCCCAUCCCAGCUUUCACAGUUGUCCAAGUUGUCAUCCCUUGAUCUAUCUCUCAAUCUGGAUGCAUUUCUUAGAGAAUCCGAUUUGAGAAGCCUCAUUAGAAACUUAAUCACUCUAGAAAAGCUUCACCUCAGUUUCAUUAACAUAUCUUCAACAAUACACGAUUCUAUAGCAAAUUUAUCAUUUUUGACAUCUCUCCUCCUCGAAGAUUGUGGCUUGUUUGGAAAAUUUCCGGCAAGAAUUUUUGAGUUGGAAGACCUUGAAACUCUUGAUGUGAGAUAUAACCAAGAUAUCACUGGUUAUUUGCCUGAGUUUAAUCGAAGCAGUCGUCUCGUGUCCCAGAAGUUUGGCGACAGUUGCAUUUCAGGAAACUUGUCUUCAAUCAGGAACCUUGAUUCAUUACAGGAACUGGAUGCUAGGGCAUGCAACUUCAGUGGUCCAAUCCCUGAUUGGUUUGCUAACCUUACCCAACUGACAUAUUUGUCACUUUCUGAUAACAAUUUCAGUGGCGGUCCCUUGUCUUGGAUCGGGAAGCAAAACAAACUUACUUAUCUAGACCUUGAAAACAUCAAUCUAAGUGGCUACAUCCCGUCUUCUCUUAGAAACCUCACACAGCUCUUUCAUCUUCAUCUUCGUUGGAAUCAACUAACUGGUCCAAUCCCAUCUUUGCUGGGUAAUCUUAGCAGGCUAGCUUACAUAGAUCUUACCUUUAAUAAAUUGCGUAGUUCAAUUCCUGAGUCAAUAUUCAAUCUUAUGGAUCUCCAAAUCCUUUCUCUAGGGAGUAAUAGUCUGCAUGGUACAGUGGAGAUUCUUAAGUUGAUAACAAACUGGAAGUGCUCACUGAAUCUAGAACUAUGA